This is a messenger RNA of Trypanosoma rangeli, 1599 nucleotides long. RefSeq lists its product as uncharacterized. Gene Ontology annotation, molecular function: metal ion binding; phosphoprotein phosphatase activity. The transcript has a single exon. The record is from RefSeq and is a predicted model, not a curated record. The coding region runs from base 1 to 1599 and encodes 532 amino acids. Lineage: Eukaryota; Euglenozoa; Kinetoplastea; Trypanosomatida; Trypanosomatidae.
AUGGAAACAGCGCCGCACAACAUCCAGACUGAGCGCUUCGAGGCGGAUCAGUACGUCCGGGUGCAACUCUCGACGGGACGCUCCGAGAUUGGUGUCGUGCUCAGCAUUGACGAGGCCGAUGGGACGAUCGUCAUAGCGACCCGCCACGGGUACGACAUCACCGUGCGUCUCAGCAGCGUCCGACGCGCCUUUCUGCUGGUGCUUGAUCUCAACGGCGUCCUGGUGUCCCGCGGAUGUGGGAGCUUCGUCGACCGUCCCGGGGUCCGCGAGUUUAUCAAUUUCGUGAUGAACAACUUCGUGGUCGCGGUUUGGACUAGCGGACUAGAGCGCACCUCCAACCCUAUCAUUGAGAAGGUGUUUGACGGCUUUCAGGACAGGCUGCUCUUCAAGCUCUAUCGCGACUCGUGUACGAUGUGGCCAACGCCGGAGAAGCCGUACCGCACCCUCAAGAACCUGCAGCGCAUCUUUGACACCUACCCGAAGAGCUUUCAUGCCGUGAACACCAUCAUUGUGGACGACUCCCCUGACAAGUGCUCACACCCCGAUAUCGCUCUCUGCCCCGUGCCGUUUAAUGAUCCGGAGAAGCAAGUGGACGACAACGGCCUCGCGUUGGCGAUGGAGGUGCUGAAGGAGGUACUCCGCACCGAAUCUCUCGCGCCGCUGAUUCGUGCAAGCGAGGAGCGACUGGUGGCACUUGCGAUGCAAGAAGAAAAGAGAAAACAGGAGGAGCAGGAGGGGCACGAAACCACGGUAGAAGUCAGCCGUUCACCAGAUGACACGAAGAAGGCGACGUCUACGGAGUUGCCGGCAACAUUUCUCUGGGAUACGCAUUUGUGCGGCGAUCACAUUAACGGCAGAUGUGCGCGUGAGGGCUGCCGCUUUAGCCACAGUGCAGAUGACACUAAACAGCCAUGCUAUCGGAAGGGCGACUGCCGCCGCGGUCAAACGCACCGGUGGACCGACGUCUUUCCGCUUGCGCAAGCCGAAACCCCGUCGCGCAACGCCUCAAUGAAAACGCUCGGAAGUUCGGCUCCCUUCAACGUGUCAAAUAUCUUCUCACUCUUUUCCACUAACCCAGAUCAUCAGAGAGAGCAGCAGCAGCGCGAUGAGGUUGGGAGUAGCAAUGCCCAUUCAAAACAGGAGUGGAGCAAAAACACCAAUCCUCGGUCACAACAGCCACAACCCCAACAUCCACAACCACAACAGCCACAAAAGCGGAAGCAGCAGCAGCAGCAAAAGCAGCAGCAGCAACAAAAGCAGCAACAGCAGCAACAAAAGCAGCAACAGCAACAAAAUAGGCCUCAAAAAGAGGCGAGGGAUGAAGAACGCCGGCGUGACAGAAACGGGAGUUCUUUUGGAAAAAAUGAAACCACUCGUGGGAUCUCAAAUGUGGCGCAACUAUCAGGGUCCCUUCGUGGGGUACUGCGCGAUACCCGUGCUGGUGGCUCUGUGGGGCCGGAAUCCACAACCAUGCGGUUUACCGGUGAUAGGCAGGAUGGCACUGCCCUUCUUCGCCAGCUUGGGGAGAGCUUGUUGAUUGCCAAGGGUGGGGGACCCGCCACCAUGGGGCCAACUAGAGGGAGGGGCAAACCUUGCUAA